Molecule: messenger RNA, 1737 nt
Organism: Penicillium atrosanguineum
Lineage: Eukaryota; Fungi; Ascomycota; Eurotiomycetes; Eurotiales; Aspergillaceae
Product: triacylglycerol lipase family protein
Exons: 4
Coding region: 1-1737 (578 amino acids)
Biological process (GO): lipid metabolic process
Molecular function (GO): triacylglycerol lipase activity
Source: RefSeq, a predicted model, not a curated record
AUGUGGUUCUGGUUUACCUGGCUGUGGGGUGUUCUUUCCGCAGGUUUCAGCAUGAUCCUAGACGUCGCGCAGUUCUGGCGAGCCAAACUGGUCUCAUGGUGGACGUCCAAAUCCCCUCGAGACCGAUGCGUUCAUACGCUUGCGACGGCACAGACCUACGAGGUGUGGGAAGAUGCUGCGUGUGAGCUGGACGACGUGCUAGGCAAGGACUUCUGGCGUCAAAAUCCCGUCAGUCGACACUAUGACUACCGACUAAUCCUCGGACGGCUGGAGGCGCUGAUGGGCGCGCGGGAGACCGGCGACAUUGUAGCUCUGGCCAACCUACUUCGCUCCGGGUUGGUGCGCAACCUGGGCAACAUCACCACGACCAAAUUAUUCACGCAUGCCUAUGGAGGUACUAAGCUUUUAAUUGACGACUACAUCACGCAGGUCGCACUGUCUAUUCAGUAUGUGACGAUGUGGCGACCGGAGCAAGCGCAGGAGCCGGCCCAGGCGACUAUGUUCACCCCGCAGGCCAAGUUGGAGCUAUUGCACGAUACCCGACAGGCCUUUGGCCGCACGACUCUCCUUUUGCAGGGUGGCUCGGCUUUUGGCCUGUGUCAUUUGGGAGUUGUCAAGGCUUUGCAUCUCCAGGGACUUCUUCCGCGUAUCAUCACCGGUACAGCCACGGGGGCUAUGAUUGCAGCUCUUGUGGGGAUUCAUCCAGAAAACGAACUGCUUCCGUUGCUGGAUGGAGGUGGAAUUGAUCUUUCUGUCUUUGAUAGUCGUCGGAAAGACCACGCCGAUGGCCAAGAAAGCUGGUUUUGGAUCCUCCUCCGGCGCCUGAAGCGGUUCCUUCGAACGGGUCAUCUGUUUGAUAUGGAAUUGUUGGAAGAGUGUGUGCGUACCAACGUGGGUGACUUGACCUUUGAAGAGGCUUAUGCUCGGUCCAAGCGAAUUUUGAAUAUUACCGUUGCCACAGGAGGCAAGGAUGGCACGCCAAACCUGCUCAAUUAUCUGACUGCGCCGAAUGUGUUGAUCUGGUCUGCUGCGGCUGCAUCAAACGCUUCAUCCUCGUCGGCGCUCUCUGCCCCUGUCAUCAUCUACUGCAAAGAUGAGACCGGCUCGAUCGUGCCCUGGCCACAUACAGAGGACGCAGUCUUCCAUCCAUGGCGACACGUCCACUACAACGACGGAGAAUCACCACUUGCCCGAAUUGCAGAACUUUUCAACGUCAACCACUUCAUUGUCUCCCAAGCACGGCCCUAUCUAAUCCCAUUCCUCCGAUCCGAGCUCAAUCUUCUCGACCGCCGCCAAACCGGCUGGCACAACAUUUCCCGCUCAUUAAUGCGCGUCGUUCUCGUCGAGCUUCGCCAUCGACUCCGACAACUUGACUAUAUUGGCGUAUUGCCCGGUGCCGUCAGCCGAUUGUUAAUUGACGAAACAAUCCCAGGCCCGAACCUUACCCUCGUCCCCGAUCUCUCUUUGAAAGACGUCGGCAAACUCUUCCAACAACCAAUCCGGGAACGCGUGGCAGAAUGGACACUAAAAGGCGAACGAGGCGUCUGGCCUGCUGUCAGUGCUUUGAAAGUGCGUGAAGCCGUCGAAAUUGAACUUGACCGGGGGUACCAGCUCGUCCGGCGCCGCCGACCCAGCGACCCAAUUCCAGUCCGCCAUUCUCCCAACGAAGGGGUUCCACGUCAGAGACGAGGUAACAGCGAAGGCGAUGGUGAAAACGGGCACGCCGAAGGAGAGUAA